AUGGACUUUUUCAAGCGGCGACCCAAGACGUCGGCCAUGGCCACAUCGGCGCGCAAUGCUGCGUUUGCCCAUCGCCUGCAGCUGCUCGAGAAGGCGCCGAUGGAUCCCACGGUGCGCACUCGCCUCGUGACGGCCGCGCGGGAAUCCAGCGCCACCUUUGUCGCGUUCUGCACGUCGCCCAAGAUUACGAGUGCGUUCACGUACCUCGGCGAUGACCGGCGCGUGCAGCUCUUCGAGGGCCGCGUUCACGGACGCUACGUCGCCAAGGCCGUGACGCUGGUGCCUGGGACGGUCCAGGACGUGCUCGCGGCGCUGGCCGUUGACUCGACGCCGGCAUUGGCCAAAACCAUGCGCAUGCUGUUUGGAAAGGCCUUUGCAGACGGCAUGACGCUGCACGCCGCUGCCAAGCCCGUGGAAGACAGCGACGGUGUGCACGUGCACUGGCUGGCACUUCUCGGUGGCCAAAACAUGGGCGACAUGGCCGAGUGCGAUGCGGUGUUCACGUCCCAUACGCAGUACUACGAGCCAGACGCAACCGACGCCAUGGAGCUCUUGGCGACACCGACAUUCUCGCCCGCCGUCGUGGCAGGCAGCCACGUGUGGGAGUCGACGACGAUCCUGCGGUCGCUUGAGCCAGUGCCGUCGCGCCACCCGACACCUCGUCUCGACCUCCGCUCGUCUGGUGUCUAUGUCGAGUCAACGGUCAGCGAUCGUGGAUUCAACGAAAACGUCGUGCGUGUCACCAUGGUUCUCUCGCUCGCAGGCAAUACAACCACGAACAGUGUCGAGCGAUGGCUGCAGGGUCUUGUGUCGGGCGCAACGACCGAGCUCAGCCGAGUCGCCCGUCGUGGCACCAUCCAGCUCAUACCCCGGGAAGAGUGGGCGCACUCGCGCGCUUGUGCCCAAUGCGCUGUCACGUUCCGCCUCUUUCGGCGGCGGCAUCACUGCCGCCUCUGCGGCCACGCGGUCUGUGGCACGUGCUCGUGCGCCAUGGACCUCGACUACCCAAUGCUGGCCAACGGCGACGUCGUGCGGCACGCAACCGUGCGCAGUUGCACCCGCUGCGCGUUCGAGAGCCACACCCUCGUGCACCGGGGCACUGGGCGCAGCCACAGCGCACCCAUGGACAUGGCCGUGUCCGACCCGACGCCAUCCUCCCGGCGGCGCGUCUGGAGCAUCAACAUGGCGCCACUGUCUUCGUCAGCGUCAAGCAGCCGUCUUCAGCGCGGUAGCAGCUCGUACUUUGACUUUUCUGACUCGGAGUGCGGCACGCCACUGCACGCCGCGACGCCCAGCCGGCGUCCUUGUCAACCGAUUGCCGAGAUGGGCGGCGAUAGCAGCGUCGGGUACAAACCCCUGGAUCGCGCAGAGCGCAUGCGGCGACGUGCGUCACCACCGAGCAUCAAACCUCGGAUCAAGCUCAUUGAAGACGACUUGCUGGAAGAGCUCCUUAUGACAACGUCGCAAAGUCACGACGAAGACGACGACCGUCUCCGCUUCUCGCAAAUCGAUUUGAGCGUCUCGCCCCUCGCGCCGGACGACACAUUCCCAAGCCUCUCGAGCCGCGGCGCCGUCGCACGCCAGCUCGAGAAGCACCUAUCGGAAGACCCGAUUCUCGUUGAUUUCGGCGACGCGCUCUCCAGCAAGCGUUACUCGGCGAGGAGUGAGGACAUGAUUUGCCUUCAUACGACGACAGUUUAA
Messenger RNA from Saprolegnia diclina VS20, 1701 nucleotides. RefSeq lists its product as hypothetical. NCBI's taxonomy places the organism in Eukaryota, Oomycota, Saprolegniomycetes, Saprolegniales, Saprolegniaceae. The coding region runs from base 1 to 1701 and encodes 566 amino acids. The transcript is spliced from 2 exons. Gene Ontology annotation, molecular function: metal ion binding. The record is from RefSeq and is a predicted model, not a curated record.